Molecule: messenger RNA, 1293 nt
Organism: Betta splendens (Siamese fighting fish)
Lineage: Eukaryota; Metazoa; Chordata; Actinopteri; Anabantiformes; Osphronemidae
Gene: ntmt2
Product: N-terminal Xaa-Pro-Lys N-methyltransferase
Exons: 4
Coding region: 103-990 (295 amino acids)
Biological process (GO): N-terminal protein amino acid methylation
Cellular component (GO): cytoplasm
Molecular function (GO): N-terminal protein N-methyltransferase activity
Source: RefSeq, a predicted model, not a curated record
UAGCAGCAGGAGAAACGCCGCAGACGAGCUGAGACAGAGUGGUGCUCGUCUCCAGUGCCGCUCAGUCACAAACCCAGCGCUCAUCUGUGAAGUGGAGCCAAAAUGGAGGUUCCACUUGAGGAAGAUGAAGCCAGCUCCUCGCCCAACUUUGAGUACAGAGGCGCUCAUCUGGCCUUCAGAGACCGCUGGAAGGGGACGGACGACGCCAUGUGUCGCCACAGCAUGUCCUUUCACCUGCACCACACGCUGAGGAGCGAGUUCUUCGCCAGCUAUCUGUACCUGCUGGAGAAGGUUCCUCUGGUGAAGCUGUACCCCGUCACCUGUGAGUACAUCAAGGGAGAGAAGCAGUUCUACUACAGGGCUCAACAGUUCUACCAGGACGUCCCGGCGUCCGUCGAAGGCAUGAUGGGAGACUUUGUUGAAAUUUCCAAUAUUGACCUGGAGGGUUCACGACAGUUUCUGAAGAGGUUUGUGGGUUCUGGUAAGGCCGGCACACACCGGGCCCUGGACUGCGGCUCGGGGAUCGGCCGCGUCACCAAAGGCGUCCUCCUCCCUGUGUUUGAGAAGCUGGAGAUGGUGGACAUGAUGGAGCACUUCCUGCUGCACGCACACGAGACGUACCUGGGCGCCGACGCCGACCGCAUCGAGACCUACUACUGCUACAACCUGCAGGAGUUCACGCCUCCAAAGGACAAGUAUGACCUCAUCUGGAUGCAGUGGGUUGCAUGUCACCUCACAGACAAAGACCUGAUGAACUUCCUGAUUAGUUGUAAGAGGAGCCUGCGUCCCAAUGGCAUCAUCAUAAUAAAGGACAAUAUGGCCCGACAGGGCUGCAAACUGGACCCCAUCGACAGCAGCAUCAGCCGUCACCUGGACAUCAUGAAGGGCAUCAUUGCCAUGGCGGGCCUGGAGGUUCUGGCCGUGCAGAGGCAGGACGGCUUCCCUGAGAUCGUCAUGCCCGUCUGGAUGAUUGCAAUGAAAUUGAAGUGAGGUUCUGAGCUCACACAAAAAGUCACUCAAACUGUGCUGCAAAGCUCAGCAGACAAUCAGCUCAGAUCCUGUGAUCGUGUGCUAGAACCGGAGCCGGGUGGAACCCCGAUGAUGCUACCGUAGCGGCUCUGCUCACUUUCAAAGUCUCGGUUCCAGCUGGCUAAGAUCAGAAUCCAAUCAGCAGGUCCGGACCGAAGCAGGUGGAGACGGGCUCCUGUGCAGAACCAGCGCAUGCAGCUUUGUUGUCGUGUUGUUUGUACUUUGUGCUUGUAAUAUUGCAGAUAAAUCAUUUGUAGAUUCUUG